This is a messenger RNA of Lactuca saligna, 3549 nucleotides long. The record is from the annotation of a GenBank genome assembly. NCBI's taxonomy places the organism in Eukaryota, Viridiplantae, Streptophyta, Magnoliopsida, Asterales, Asteraceae.
AUGGCUGAAAUUGUUCUUUCUGGCUUCUUAACGGUGGUCUUUGAAAAGCUGGCUUCUGAAUCCUUGAAGAAGAUUGCACGCUACAAGGGAAUUGAUUCUGAGCUUAAGAUACUGAAGAGGUCAUUAAUCCAAAUCAAAGAUCUGCUUAAUGACGCAUCCGAGAAGGAAAUAACCAAUGAAGCUGUUAGAAGAUGGUUAAAUGGUCUCCAACAUUUAGCUUACGACAUUGACGACCUACUUGACGAUUUGGCAACGGAAGCUAUGCAUCGUGAGUUCACAGAGGAAUCUGGAGCCACCAGCAACAUGGUAAGAAAGCUAAUCCCAACUUGUUGCAUGAACUUUUCACUAAGUACGAAGAUGCACGACAAGUUAGAUAGUAUUACCACCAAGUUACAAGAACUAGUGGAGGAAAAAAAUAAUCUUGGUUUAAGGGUGAAAGGUGAAAGCCGGAGACAUAUAAAUAUGAAUAGAAGAUUACAGACCUCUUUAGUAGAUGCAUCUAGCAUUGUUGGGCGCGAUGGUGAUAAGGAUGCGUUGCUCCACCAGCUAUUCAAAGAUGAGCCAUGUGAUAGAAAUUUUAGCAUCGUGCCCAUAGUUGGUAUGGGUGGGGUAGGUAAGACCACUUUAGCUAGACUCUUGUAUGAUGAAAUGCAAGGGAAUGAUCAUUUCCUACUCAAGGCAUGGGUUUGUGUUUCUGAUGAGUUUGAUAUCUUCAAAAUAAGCAAAACUAUCUUCCAAUCUAUAGGCGGGGGAAACCAAAAUUUUAGUGAUUUAAAUAUGCUUCAAGUAGCUUUAAAAGAGAAGAUCUCAAAGAAACGAUUUCUGCUUGUUCUUGAUGAUGUGUGGAGUGAAAGCUAUACCGAAUGGGAAAUUCUAGAACGCCCGUUUCUUUCUGGGGCACCAGGAAGUAAGAUUAUUGUUACAACCCGGAAGUUUUCGUUGCUAACCCAAUUGGGUUAUAGUACUCAAGCUUACAGUCUGUCGGUUUUGUCACAUGAGAGUGCUGUAUCUUUAUUUGCUCAACAUGCAUUUGGUGAAAGUAGCUUUGAUUCACAUCCCACACUUAAACCACAUGGCGAAGGUAUUGUGGAAAAAUGUGAUGGUUUGCCGUUGGCUUUGAUAGCACUAGGGAGGAUAUUGAGGACAAAAACAAACGAGGAAGAAUGGAAGGAGCUGUUGGAUAGUGAGAUAUGGAGAUUAGGAAAGAGAGAUGAGAUUAUUCCAGCUCUUAGACUAAGCUACCAUGAUUUGUCAACUUCUUUGAAGCACUUGUUUGCAUACUGCUCUUUGUUCCCCAAAGACUAUGUGUUCGACAUGGAGGAGUUAAUUCUAUUGUGGAUGGUAGAAGGGUUUUUACCCCAAUCGCAUACAAGCAAGUCAAUGGAACGUGUUGGUGUCGAAUAUUUUGAAGAGUUGGUGUCAAGGUCGUUUUUUCAACAUGCGCCCGAUGACAAAUCGUUGUUUGUGAUGCAUGACCUCAUGAAUGAUUUGGCGACAUCUGUUGCUGGAGAUCUUUUUUCAAGGUUAGACAUUAAGAUGAAGAAGGAAGUUAGGAAGGAAGGUAUGGAACAGUAUCGGCAUAUGUCAUCUGUUUGUGAGAAAUACAUGGUUUACAAAAGGUUUGAGGCAUGCAAAGCAGCUAAAAAUUUGAGGACAUUCUUAGCAACCUCAGUUGUGGUGAAGAAAAGUCGGGAAAUAUUUUUCAUAUCAAAUAAGAUUCUAACCGAAUUACUUUGUGAGCUACCAUUAUUAAGGGUCCUAAGUUUGAGUUGUCUUAACAUAAAUUUGGUGCCUGAAUUUAUUGGUAUUUUGAAACACUUGAGGUAUCUUAAUUUAUCUCGAACUGGAAUCACACAUUUACCCGAUAAUGUCAGCAAUCUUUAUAAUCUACAGACGUUGAUCGUUUUUGGUUGUCGUAGUUUAAAAGAGUUGCCCAAGAGCUUCUCAAAGCUUAAAAAUUUGCAACAUUUUGACAUGAGGGAUACUCCACUAUUGAAAAAGAUGCCCUUAGGGAUUGGUGGGUUGAAAAGUCUAAGAAUUCUCUCUAAAUUUAUCAUUGAAGGUGACAAUGGGUUUUCAAUAACUGCGCUUAAAGAUUUAAAGGAUCUCCAAGGAAAAAUUUCCAUUCAGGGUUUGGACAAAGUGCAAAGCGGAACACUUGAAAAGGAGGUGUUCAAUGUGUUAAAGCCUCAUAAUGAUAGUCUGAAAGAGCUCGGAAUUGUGUCAUAUGGAGGUAAAGAGUUUCCAAAUUGGGUUGGGGAUCCCUCAUUUCUUUGGUUGGCUCAUGUGUCGAUAAAUGGUUGUAAAAAUAGUACAUUUCUACCACCACUUGGGCAGCUUCCAUCACUUAAGGAGUUAUUUAUUGAAGGUAUGGCUAUGUUUAAAGUUGUGGGCCCGGAGUUUCGUGGGACUAGUCUUGCAUUCCCUUCACUUAAAAUUCUAAGUUUUCGAGAUAUGAAGGGUUGGGAAGCAUGGUUAGCAAAUGCAACAUUUCCAUGCCUUGAAGAGCUUUCGCUAGAUCGAUGUCCAAAUUUGGUUAAAAUCUCACUUGAAACCCUACCUUCACUAAGGGUUCUAAGAAUAAACCGUUGUGGUCCUGAUGUGUUAACAAAUCUGAUUCGUGUAGCUUCAUCGGUCACCAAGUUGGAUAUCAGGCAUAUUUCAGGACUUAAUGAUAAGGUGUGGGGAGGUGUUUUACAGUGUCUUGGGGCAGUUGAAGAAUUAAGAAUCGAAUGGUGUAAUGAAAUAAGACACUUGUGGGAAUCAGAUGCAAAGGCAGGUAACAUUCUUGUGAAUUUAAGGAAGCUAGAAGUAACUUAUUGUUCAAAUUUGGUGAGUUUAGGAGAGAAAGAAGUGGUUAAUUUUGGCCAUGGGAGCAACCUGGAGUUUAUCAGGAUAUAUUUCUGUAAAAAAAUGCAGCAUUUCAGUUGCCCGGAUAGCAUCGAGUCAUUGAGUAUAUUUGAUUGUGCUUCAGUUACAUCCAUCUCCUUCCGAAAUGGAGGGAAGAAGCUCAAGUCACUUUCCAUUCGAGGUUGUGAGAAACUGUUGCAAAAGGAGCUUAUCAACUCAAGCAUGCAGAUGCUUGAAUACAUACAAAUAGAAAAUUGUCCAAGCAUGGAUGCUUCCUUUCCUCGUGGACUUUGGCCUCGAAACUUGUGUUCCCUUUCAAUAGGGUGGUUGAAGACACCUAUCUCAGAGUGGGGCCCACAGAAUUUUCCAAUCUCACUUGUUGACCUACGGUUGGGUGGACAGUCAGAAGAUGUGACUAAUUUUAGUCAACUGUCUCAUCUUCUUCCUUCGUCUCUUACUUCUCUUCGCAUACAUGGAUUUGAGAAACUGGAAUUGGUUUCAGUGGGACUCCAACACCUCACCUCCCUCCAGCAUCUCUCUAUUUACUACUGCCCAAAUACGAUGGAUCUACCAGGAAUGUUGUUGACUUCACUUUUGAGUUUGACUAUACUUAGAUGCCCGAAUCUGAAAGAAAGGAGUGAUAGAAGAGACUCCUACUGGUCCCUCAUCUCACUUAUCCCCUGUAUCUACAUAUCUUGA